GAACUAGGUAUCUACCUACGCUAGGUACCUGGUACCGUCGACCUAGCGUGGACUUUACAAAACAGACAAGACUCAGAAUCGAUUGGCCAUGCUGGACAUCAUCGAGUGAUCGUGGUUGCGUCAGGGCUCACUCACGACAGCACGAGGGGGAUGCUCGCGACGCUCCGACGCUGGAGUCGUCGUCCUUCAAGUCGUCCUUGAAUGUUGUCUUGUUGAUUUCUGAGCACCAGCAAAACAACCACUGCCGUAAAGAACCAACAACUUCAACCCUGAGCCUGCCUGCAUUUCACUCGCCCGCAUCUGCCCUCGACCGAACAACACAUGGACGACUUUGGUGACCAGGCCUCCUUCGAGGCCGACCCCGACGUCGAUCUCGACGACGACAUGGACCAGGAUGCCCACGACCUAGGCGACUACGACCACGACGCCGGUCAGGAUGAGCUGGACGACCUGGAUGAAGAAGAGGACGACGAGGACGGCAUUGGAAUGCCCUUUGACCCCAUAGCGCUGGGCCUCAAGGAGAUCAACAACCUCGCUAGGUGCCGUGUCAGCACCUUCAAGCCCGGCAACGGCGUCAAGGAGCUCCUGGAUGAUGACCUCAGCCAGUACUGGCAGUCCGACGGCGUCCAGCCGCACCUCAUGACCAUGAAGUUCACCCGCCAGGUCGAGAUCCGCGCCCUGCGCUUCUUUGUCGACUACACCCAGGACGAGUCCUACACCCCGACCAAGAUCUUGUGGUUCGCCGGCACCUCGGAGCACAGCCUCAUCCAGUUCGCCAGCUCCACCCUCACCAGCCCCGUCGGCUGGCAGGACGUCAGCAUCACCGGCUGCGGCGGCGGCGACGACUCAAACUCCCUGUGCUGCUUCGUCGUCCAGAUGCACGUCAUGGAAAACCACCAGAACGGCAAGGACACCCACAUCCGCGCCGUCAAGGCCUACGGCUUCGACGACCAGCUCAGGGCCGCCGGCGCCACCGGCGUCCCUGCCGCCCCCGGCCACGUCGAGAAGGUCUUUAGGGUCGACGAGACCAAGUCUGGCGAGGACGCCGAGCGCGACCUGCUCAAUUACAUCGCCGCCAGGGAGAGGGACAAGCCCCCGGAUAACCCCGGCGACCCGAGCGGCACCGCCUCCACCCUGGAUUUCUUGGAAGGUCCCGUCCUGCGGUGAUGUCUCCCCGUCAUUUUCCAGGGUGGACAGCAGGUGGGGACUCAGCGUGUUCGUACCCUUAUUUCCGCCGAGCUUCAGACUGGAUACCAACGCUGUUCCCACCGCGACAUGGUGUUCUUCGAGGGCCGAAAGGUGCGCACUUGUGGAAUCACGAAGAAGCACACAAAAUGCCGGACUGGUAGUUGGGACGGACAGCUCAAUGUCGUAUGAUGCCGUACGUUCGACCACACUGGCUCACAAACUGGACGAUGAGUGUUGUCCAGCACGCGUAUUUACGCACCAGCCAGGCCGCAUCUGCGCCAAGUGAUGCAUCAAGCUUCAUCGCUGCUGAAGCAUAAAAUAUACACCUAUACCGCCUACACAGAUCAACAGUGUUCAACGGCAUCGCUGUCGCCCCGGAAGCCUUUUCGAACCGUCAUUCAAUGAACAAGUAGGCUGGGUUUUGAUCAGCACCGGCAGGUCGUAUACAUGUAUAUGCGAAAAUUACAGGACAAUGAGUCUCAUGCCCGGAGUGUUAGAUAUUAUUGUGCCGAUGAUACAUCACAUGCAGCUGCUUCCUGCACAGAAAGUGGUGUACCGCUAAGAGAAAACAAUCCGCUUAUUUUGGGCAUUACUUGACAAAAAACGAUCGAUACAGUCCCAAUGUUGAAGCGACAUUCGGAGUUGUUCACAAUCUACGGAGUAAACGCCAACUUCUACACUACCAGCUCUGCCCAGGUGUCUGCUACGCCGGCGUGACGUAGGGCUGUAUAUUAAUAUCAUCGGAUGUGACGGGCACACACCUCUGGGCUGUACCUUUCUGCGCGGUGCUGAUGGUUCUGAGCUUCUUCAUCCUGUCUUCGAGCGCUUUCCGUCGCCUGGGUGGCCCGUCCCGAGAAGAAAGGCUGAGCGCACGGCGCUUGUCAGCCCUCUCCGGCAGGAUUCAAUUACAACCGCGGCGGCAACAUUUUCCAAGGUUCAAACAUCCAGGAGAAGGCCCGCUUGGACCAGAGGUGGGAUUAUACACACGGCCAUAAUUGGCCUUUCUUUGCUGCUGCCCAAGUGCAGUGCCCCGCAGAGAUUUGACUCACGCAUAGUUACAUGUCCAGAAACGCUGUUGCGAAGCGGGCGGGGAAGCGCGCGGCGCGACAGGUCGCAGCGACGCGGUCUGUUGAAUCGUACAGGCGUGGCCGUCAAAAUGGUGCCACCGGGCCUCUGCCACUCCGGCCUCGACGGGGGUGUGGCAGCGGCGACGAGCGUCAUGGUCGCCUGCCGUCAUCAAGGCCAUGAUGGCCCGGACUGCGGAGGUGGGCAGCCCCACCAUCCUGCGCGCGAUCGUCGCGGCUGGUGAGAGCCAUAGGAAGCCUUUGUCUGAGUGCAGGGUCAAGGAGAGAGUAUCGGGUGCCUGCCUAGGUCAGCGGCGAAGAAACCUUGGGCGCCAGGAACUGCGAGGAUCUGUGUGGAAGGAGCUUGUCGAUGAGUAUGAGGCUGUUCAGCCUGGGUGCACCGAGGCUUCCGAGCAUAUAGGGGGGAUUUCCUGCCUCAGCAUGGGGCAUUCGAGGCGAAUAGUGACUUGACACACUCACAAAAGUACAGAGUGGGAUCCAACUUGGGGGAAACCUAAGUGUGGGGAAAUGAUCUGAUUUUCUGAAGCUUGAGGCUUCAUAUGACCGUGGAAGGGGAGCUGGAAACUAAAGCCAGGCAGGUGGUAUUAAUAGUUCACGAAACAUCAUGCCGUGCCGGUCCGAAAACACACCCGUUACCUGUCGGAGAUUCAAUUCUUGGGCAAUGUUGCGGCCACCUCUUCUUCGGGUUUGAGGGCAUGGCCAGCGGCCAAGCCCAAAU
Diaporthe batatas is the source of this 2991-nucleotide messenger RNA. RefSeq names its product anaphase promoting complex subunit DOC1. The record is from RefSeq and is a predicted model, not a curated record. The transcript has 2 exons. Gene Ontology annotation, biological process: anaphase-promoting complex-dependent catabolic process; protein K11-linked ubiquitination. Gene Ontology annotation, cellular component: anaphase-promoting complex. Bases 322 to 1167 code for a protein of 281 amino acids. Lineage: Eukaryota; Fungi; Ascomycota; Sordariomycetes; Diaporthales; Diaporthaceae.